AUGGCAUCCGGAAAUGACUGGUCACGAGCGUUCCAAGAGUAUGAUUUUAAUGAUGCAUACUUUAAUAACGUUGGUUCCAGUAAUGUAGAUGAAGAUAAUGAUGAUGACUGGACCGAUGAGGAGCUCGAAUGUGAAGAAGAAGCAGAGUUUAAUUUAGUGAAUCCUAUAAUUGGGGAGGUGUAUGCGUACAUGCAGCGGCAUUAUGAUAAACAACCAAUGCGAACAAGUGCGUUGACCGGCAAGGCAUAUAUGGAUGAGGUCACUGAAGGUAACCAAGCUAACUGUUUUGAGAUGUUCCGCAUGACACCUGAAUUGUUGUUACAUUUAGUGGACGAGUUGGCUCGACAUGGUUACUUGAGGGACGGACAGGGUUCAGUGAAUGCCACUCAGGCCGUGGCCAUUUUAUUGUACGUACUUGGACACAACACCCGCUUUAGAUGUGUUGCAGACAGGUUUCAACACUCAACAGAAACUGUGUGUCGGCAUUUUCGUCAGACGUUACGGGCUGUCCACCACUACGCGAAGCAUUUAAUUAAACCUGAUCAGAAUGUCACAAGCCUCCCUGAACAUCUUCAAGUGAACAAGUACUGGCCGUGGUUUGAGAGAUGUGUAGGAGCAAUGGAUGGAACGCACGUGAGUGCCCGACCUCCUGCAAAUGAGACUCAAGCACACAGAGACCGCAAGAGCCUUAUAACAACUAAUGUGCUGUGUGUGUGUAACAUGGACAUGCAGUUCACAUUUGUCCAUGCUGGGUGGGAAGGAAGUGCGAAUGACUCAAGAGUUUUUGAGGAAGCGACUAGUGACCGGAAGCAUGGAUUUCCAUGGCCACCAACAGGGUCGUACUACUUGGUGGAUUCAGGUCUACCAAUUGGCACUAGUUUUCUCCCCCCUCACAAGUCAACUAGGUACCAUGCGCAAGAAUUCCACUCGGCUGGUAGACGGAUAACAUCAAAGAAAGAGUUGUACAACUACAGGCACUCAUCCUUGCGGAUGGUUAUUGAGCGGUCUUUUGGAGUGCUGAAGGCCCGUUUCCCCAUUCUGAAUUUAAUGCCAAACUUCAAGCCAAUUAGGCAGCGUUACGUGAUUGUUGUGUGUUGUGCUCUACACAAUUUCAUACGUAUGAACAAUCGAAGUGAUGAAUUGUUCAGAACAAUAGGGGAGAGUGAUGACGAAGGCAGUGGCAAUGGCGGAGGCAGUGGCCAUGCUGGAGCAUCAACAAGCUCAGCGACCCAAAGGCAUGUAGUAGAAAUGUCAAAUGCAUCGAAGAGAGCGAUGGGCCAAUUUAGGGAUCAUAUCACUGACACAAUGUGGGAUGAUUAUGUUGCCCGUGGCAACGUGAGAUGA
Molecule: messenger RNA, 1344 nt
Organism: Quercus lobata
Lineage: Eukaryota; Viridiplantae; Streptophyta; Magnoliopsida; Fagales; Fagaceae
Exons: 3
Coding region: 1-1344 (447 amino acids)
Source: RefSeq, a predicted model, not a curated record